Messenger RNA from Racocetra persica, 717 nucleotides. The record is from the annotation of a GenBank genome assembly. Lineage: Eukaryota; Fungi; Glomeromycota; Glomeromycetes; Diversisporales; Gigasporaceae.
UUGUACCAAGAAAAGGAAACUAGAAUGUGUACUCCUAUUCAGUGUUGGGAUUGUCUGGACUGUUGUGGACAGAAAGAAAAGAAAGAUAAAGGUAAAGUUAAAGAGAUUAUAAAGGAAGAGACUAUUUCGGAACAAAAAGGGGAAAGUUCUAUUCAGGCACGUAUAGAAGUUCCGUCUAAAAGCCUGGAAGGCAGAUUGGUCGUCGAAAACUACGAGGAAGUUCGAAAUUUAGAUUGUGGUAAUAACGAUAAACUUGAAAGUGUAGAACUUAAAAAUCUACCUAAACUGACCAACUUUUAUGCCAACGGUUGCCGAAUUAAAGACAUCAGAGUGGAAAAUUGUCCUAAUAUAGAAGAUUUUAAUGCAAGUAAUAAUUUGCUUGAAGAUACGAGAUUUUUGAAUGGUUUAAAUCCCGAAAAACUUGAAGCGUUGAGCAUUCACAGUAAUGAUUUUCAGGAACAAGGAUUGGGAUUUUUAAGCAAAUUUAUAAAUGUGAGGAGUUUGUACAUUGAUAAUUGUUCAAAAGAAAAGUUUGAAAAGAAUAUUUAUAAUCAUUCUGGUUUAGAAUAUUUACCUGAAACCGUGAAAAAGAUUCGUUGCAGUAAUGACUUAAAAAAAGAUAUUGGUUGUUCAAGAAUUAAAAAGGAGUUGGAAGAGAUCGCUCAACUUCCUGGAGUAACCGAAAAAUUAGAAGGAAAGGAAAAAGGAGAAGAGUGA